Molecule: messenger RNA, 871 nt
Organism: Drosophila subpulchrella
Lineage: Eukaryota; Metazoa; Arthropoda; Insecta; Diptera; Drosophilidae
Exons: 5
Coding region: 26-424 (132 amino acids)
Source: RefSeq, a predicted model, not a curated record
CGUUCCUGGAAGUUAGUCACUCAUUAUGUACUCAGCUCAAGAAGAAACAAAUCAGAAAAAGCGGCAACCAGUGCCUUCGAAUCGUUUGCAACUAUUCAACUUAAAAUCCGGAUCAGUAUUCCUCAAGUUUGCCCCAGAGACAUCUAAGGAAUAUCUGAGAUUAAAUGACUUGAAAAACAGAUCGUUUAAUGCAAAGCGGUUUCCAAGACUCGUUUUCGAGAAGAACGCCAUUGACAAGACUAGAGCCGGGCUUAGUAAACUGAAAAUCCUAAAUUGUUGUGUUAAAAAAUCAAACAAAAAAACCUUUUUACGAGAGAUUGCGUUCCAGGAAGUCAGUCACUCAUUAUGUACUCAGCUCAAGAACAGACAAAUCAGAAAAAGCGGCAACCAGUGCCUUCGAAUCGUUUGCAACUAUUCAACUUAAAAUCGGGAUCAGGAUUCCUCAAGUUUGCCCCAGAGACAUCUAAGGAAUAUCUGAGAUUAAAUAACUUGAAAAACAGAUCGUUUAAUGCAAAGGUUAGUGUAGCCAUCAGAGUAAAAAACUUUAAAAAAACGGUUAAUAAAAAUUUUAGUUAUCUUGUCCAGCGGUUUCCAAGACCCGUUUUCGAGAAGAACGCCAUUGACAAGACUAGAGUCGGGCUUAGUAAACUGAAAAUCCUAAAUUGUUGUGUUAAAAAAUCAAACAAAAAAACCUCUUUACGAGGUCGUGACGAUCGUACUUUCAACAUACUAAAGUUCUGAUAACAAAAAAUGACAAAAAAGUGACAAAAAAUGCUUUUCCAUUCGACUAAAUAAAUACAUUUUCUAAAAUGUUUAUACCCGUUACUCGAAGAGUAAUGGGUAUACUAGAUUCGUCGAAAUGUAUGUAACA